AUGUCAGGGCGCCGUGCCAGAAUUCCAGACCCAAAUAAGGGGAUGGUAAAAGAUAAUAGACGUCUUGGAGGCGAUCCGGACAAGCCAAGUAUACGAUUAGCCAGGACCAGUGUAAUUGAUAUAUAUCCACCAAGGGAAGGGAAGAUUACUUACAGGGAAAAACGUUAUCCUUCGAACACCCUCGUAGGCAAUCUACCCAAUGAAUGGAAGACAACACCAGCGGUAUUUAGAGGCGUAGAUGCGCUCAAUUUACUCCAGUCUGACAGGCGGAUGUUCGUAGACUCAGAUUGCUUAGAUGUUUGCCUAGAGCAGCUUCAGACAUAUUUACCGAACUCUGUUCGAGAAGAUAUCCUUAUAAUGCCAGCGACUAAGGAAUUUUUUUCUUAUGGUGUAGAUGAGUUCAAGGAGUGGUUUGACAACAACCUGGAAGGACUUGACGAAGGCAGAGAUCGUUUCGUUGCUAUCCGUGAACAGCCGUACGUUUUCUGGCCGAUAGACGCCAGUGAGGAAGGUGACGAACCUCGCUGGAUGGUAGCUGUUAUCUACUUAUUCCCGAAAUUCGACCUUGAGGAUACCGAACCCAAUACCGCACCCUACGCAAUGAUUAAAGAGAUGGCGAUCAUAGACCCUUCGUGGAAUGUUGACAACGGAGCAAAGGCCGAUGGAGUUAUAUUUCAAAGGAUCCACGCCAUCUUAGAAGAAAUAGGCAUAGAAUUGUCGGGAAGGAUCCUAUCUCCCGUACAGAUAUGGAUCCCUCCGCAGAAUCCAGUGGGCUUGUCUCGUGAUGACGAACUUUACGACGGCUUCAGUUCUGGAUUACGCGUCUUUAGCCAUAUCAAAGAAAUAAUCGAUCGUAUGACGUGGGCUUAUGGCAAGAGACCUAAGAGAUAUGAGUAUGAUGCCAUAUGGGGUGAUCUAACUGCGUAUUUUAAUCCCGACCGUGUGCGUAUGGAGAUGAUAGGCUUAGCAUCAAUGGCCGUGAAUAGAGCUAUGAGAUACGUCACGCGGGUGGCCAUAGAACCAGUCCAAGUUUUAUACCAUGGAGAAGAGGAAAGGAUGAUACAUUUUUCGGCUUUGGAACCUAUGGAUCCAUUUAAGUAUAAAGAAUGGAACUCAAGCGAACCCGGAUAUGAUAAAGAUGGGAAUCACCGUUAUUGGACUGAUGAAGAGAUAUAUCAACGUCUUAUAGAGGCAAACCGUGUACAGGACAUAGACGGGAAUGCAAGCCAGGCAGAAUCACCGCCCCCAGAAUCAGGGGAAGAGGAAGAACCAGAAGAAACGGAAAGGCCGGAGCCGGAAGCGCCAGAAGAAACGGAAGGGCCGGAGCCGGAAGAGCCAGAAGAAACGGAAGGGCCAGAGCCGGAAGAGACGGAAGAGCCAGAGCCGGAAGAGCCAGAAGAAACGGAAGGGCCAGAGCCGGAAGAGACGGAAGAGCCAGAGCCGGAAGAGCCAGAAGAGACGGAAGAGACGGAAGAGCCAGAGCCGGAAGAGCCAGAAGAGACGGAAGAGCCAGAGCCAGAAGAGACGGAAGAGCCAGAAGAGACGGAAGAGCCAGAGCCGGAAGAGCCAGAAGAAGAAUCAGAAGGUGAGGAGCCGGAAGGUGAAGAAUCAAAGGACGAAGAAAAAGAGGAGCAAGAGAAAAAUAGCAAGAAAGAAGCUGUAAAAAAAACCGUUCGUCCGAAUAUUGGAUCACAGACUCACUCUAGCCCUUUUACUCCAAAAGGAAACAAAGGUGAACUCCAUGUCAUACAAGAAGAGGAAACCCUAGAGAGAGACACUGACUCUGAUGAAUCAUUGCCCCCUAUCACAGAACUCUUUUCUUCAACACAGGGCAAGAAUGUGAUAAGGAAGGACACGCCCGGCACCAAGACUACGCCCGGCAACAAGACUACGCCCGGUGACAAAAGUACUCCUAUUGUUAUCCAGGACACAUCCGGCGAAAUGAGCGAAUUUGGAAGUAGUUCCAUUGAAGCAAACCCGACACCCAGCGUCCGUGGAAAUCAAACGGGAAGAGGAAGAGGAAGAGGAAGAGGAAGAGGGGGAGGAAGAGGAGGAGGAAGAGGAGGCGGAGUACAAGUGGAAGAAACGUGGGAACAUAGGACGGCAUCAGAGACUAUUCAAAGGACUGGCCCCGUAGCCCCGGCUCCUAUAACCCUAACGGAGUCGGAAUUAGCAGGAAGUGGAUCGUCGUCUGACGAAUCGGAUGUCGGUCAGGCUCGUAAGAGGAGGUCUACUGGCGAUGGCGAUUCGGGCUCUUCACCCGAAACGCCGCCCAAGAAGAGGAAAACUUGAUCGAUCAGUCUUUAGUUUUGGAAGUGAGAUGGCGAUGAAGGGGCUUUGAAUGUCUGGUGGGUUGCAGAGUUAAAAUGAGAUGGAUUUGAGGUGUAUUAUUACUAUGGG
Daldinia vernicosa is the source of this 2400-nucleotide messenger RNA. RefSeq lists its product as uncharacterized. Bases 1 to 2292 code for a protein of 763 amino acids. The record is from RefSeq and is a predicted model, not a curated record. The transcript has 2 exons. Lineage: Eukaryota; Fungi; Ascomycota; Sordariomycetes; Xylariales; Hypoxylaceae.